Messenger RNA from Piliocolobus tephrosceles (Ugandan red Colobus), 4045 nucleotides. RefSeq names its product KAT8 regulatory NSL complex subunit 1 like (gene KANSL1L). Gene Ontology annotation, molecular function: histone acetyltransferase binding. The record is from RefSeq and is a predicted model, not a curated record. The transcript is spliced from 15 exons. Gene Ontology annotation, cellular component: NSL complex. NCBI's taxonomy places the organism in Eukaryota, Metazoa, Chordata, Mammalia, Primates, Cercopithecidae. The coding region runs from base 381 to 3446 and encodes 1021 amino acids.
GUGGUUUCCUGGACCCGCCCCUUGCCUCUUCGGCUGAGCCUCACCCAUUGCGGGUGUGGCGACGGUUCUUUUGAGGCAGCUGUGAGGCGGAGCAGACUGGAUUUCAUGAGACCCCUGUUUCAUUUAUUUCACACUUUCAGGAAAACGUAGAUUUGGGCUUUAGAGUUAGAUGGGAUAGAGCAGAAUCUAGGGCAUUAUUUGAGGGAUGGUGCUUCCAAGUUUGUGUCACUUCCGUGUGCUGAGGAAGGGACCGGUCUUGCUGGAAAAAGUGAGACUGCGUGGUGUUUGGUAGCAAGAAAUACCAGGCGGUAUCCUGGCCGUUUCAGAAACCGCAGGGGAAAGAAAGAGCCUGGCUUUGCAGCCGGGAGGGCAGGCACUGGAUGGACGUUCUUGUAAUGUUUUCUCGCUCUGGGAGAGUCCGUUUUUGUUUGUUUGUUUGUUUGAACUGUGGUUUCCAGUACUUAUCUACAGGAAUCGCCAUGACCCCAGCUCUGAGGGAGGCAACAGCAAAGGGUAUCGGCUUUUCAUCUUUGCCAAGUACCAUGGAGUCUGACAAGAUGCUCUACAUGGAAAGUCCAAGAACUGUAGAUGAAAAGCUAAAGGGAGACACCUUUUCUCAGAUGCUUGGAUUUCCAACUCCCGAAUCUACUCUUAAUACUAAUUUUGUGAAUUUAAAACAUUUUGGCUCCCCUCAGUCUUCAAAACAUUACCAGACUGUUUUUUUAAUGAGAUCUAAUUCUACAUUAAAUAAAUACAAUGAGAAUUAUAAACAAAAGAAAUUAGGGGAGCCCAGUUGCAAUAAGCUGAAAAACAUACUCUAUAAUGGCAGCAACAUUCAGCUCAGUAAAAUCUGUCUUUCUCAUUCUGAAGAGUUCAUCAAAAAGGAACCUUUAUCAGAUACCAUGAGCCAGUGCAUGAAAGAUGUACAAAUUAUUUUGGAUUCAAAUAUAACCAAAGACACUAAUGUAGAUAAAGUACAACUACAAAACUGUAAAUGGUAUCAAGAGAAUGCACUUUUGGAUAAAGUUACUGAUGCUGAGAUUAAAAAGGGUUUAUUGCACUGUGCUCAAAAGAAAAUUGUAGCUGGCCACUCAAAUGUGUCUAUUAGUUCUUCAGCUGCUGAAAAAGAGGAGGAAGUAAAUGCUCGUUUACUUCAUUGUGUAAGCAAACAGAAAAUUUUACUUAGCCAGGCUAGAAGAACUCAGAAACAUUUGCAGAUGCUCCUGGCAAAGCAUGUUGUUAAGCACUAUGGUCAGCAGAUGAAAUUGUCUAUGAAACACCAACUUCCCAAAAUGAAGACGUUUCAUGAACCUACCACAAUUUUGGGUAACAGUUUACCUAAAUGCACUGAAAUUAAGCCAGAAGUUAACACAUUGACUGCAGAGAAUAAAUUGUGGGAUGAUGCAAAAAAUGGCUUUGCACGGUGUACAGCUGCGGAAAUCCAAAGAUUUGCAUUGUCUGCUACAGGGCUGUUGUCUCAUGUUGAAGAGGGUUUGGAUUCCGAUGCAACUGAUAGCAGCUCUGAUGACGAUUUGGAUGAAUAUACCCUUAGAAAAAAUAUGGCAGUUAACUGUAGUACUGAAUGGAAGUGGCUUGUAGACAGAGCACGAGUUGGCAGCCGAUGGACUUGGCUUCAAGCCCAGAUUUCAGAGCUAGAAUGCAAAAUCCAACAACUAACAGACAUUCACAGGCAAAUUCGUGCCUCCAAGGGGAUAGUGGUCCUAGAAGAAUGUCAACUUCCAAAAGACACUUUGAAAAAACAAAUGCAAUCUGCAGACCAAGCAGCUUCACUAAACAUUCUAGGGAAUCCUCAGGUUCCCCAAGAGUGUCAAGAUCCUGUACCGGAACAAGAUUUUGAAAUGUCACCAAGCAGCCCUACUUUACUUCUUCGAAACAUCGAAAAACAGAGUGCACAGUUGACUGAGAUCAUCAACAGUUUGGUUGCCCCUCUCAACUUGUCCCCAACUUCAUCACCCCUCUCUUCCAAAUCCUGUAGCCAUAAAUGUCUGGCUAAUGGCAUUUGCAGGAGUGCAUCAGAGAACUUAGAUGAGCUGUCUUCCUCCAGUAGCUGGUUACUUAACCAGAAGCACAGUAAGAAAAAGAGAAAAGACAGGACAAGACUGAAAUCUUCAUCCUUGACUUUCAUGAGUACAUCAGCCCGAACAAGGCCACUUCAGAGUUUCCACAAACGAAAACUCUACAGAUUGAGCCCUACUUUUUACUGGACUCCACAGACUUUGCCUUCAAAAGAAACAUUUUUAAACACUACCCAAAUGCCUUGCCUGCAAUCAGCUUCAACUUGGAGUAGCUAUGAACGCAAUUCAGAGUCUUACCUAUUAAGAGACCAUGUAUCAGAGUUAGAUUCCUCUUUCCAUUCUGUUCUAUCAUUGCCAUCAGAUGUGCCUCUUCAUUUUCACUUUGAAACACUGUUAAAAAGGACUGAAAUAAAAGGCAAUCUUGCUGAAAAUAAAUUUGUAGAUGAAUAUAUCAUAUCUCCAUCACCUGUACAUAGUACUUCUCUGAAUCAAUGGAGAAAUGGAUAUUCACCUAUAUGUAAGCCCGAAGUAAGGUCAGAAUCUUCUGCCCAACUGUUACAGGGAAGAAAGAAAAGACAUUUGAGUGAAACAGCAUUAGGAGAAAGAAUUAAACUUGAAGAAUCUGAUUUUCAACACACAGAAUCAGGAUCCCAUAGCAAUUUUACAGCUGUUUCUAAUGUCAACGUUUUAUCAAGAAUCCAGAAUUCAUCAUCACGAAAUACUGCACGACGGAGAUUGAGAAGUGAGAGCUCUUAUGACAUAGAUAACAUUGUGAUUCCCAUGUCAUUAGUAGCCCCAGCUAAAUUAGAGAAACUCCAAUAUAAGGAAAUACUUACUCCAAGCUGGAGGAUGGUUGUUCUUCAGCCUUUGGAUGAAUAUAAUUUAGGUGAAGAAGAGAUAGAAGAUCUUUCUGAUGAAGUCUUCUCCCUAAGGCACAAAAAAUAUGAAGAGAGAGAGCAAGCCAGGUGGUCACUAUGGGAGCAAAGCAAGUGGCACAGAAGAAACAGCAGAGCUUACAGUAAAAAUGUUGAAGGACAUGACUUGCUUUUGAAAGAAUACCCUAAUAACUUUAGUAGCAGUCAGCAAUGUGCUGCUGCAAGUCCUCCUGAGCUUCCUACAGAGAACCAGGAUCUGUGUGCAUAUGGCUUACCUUCUUUAAAGCAAAGCCAAGAAACCAAGUCUUUGUGGUGGGAACGACGGGCUUUUCCACUGAAGGGUGAAGACAUGGCAGCCUUAUUAUGUGAAGAUGAAAAAAAGGAUCAGGUUGAAUGGUCAAGCACAGCUUUCCAUGGUGAAAUCUUCGGUACCAGUGUACCAGAGACUGGCCACCAUCCAAAAAAGCAGUCAGAUGGAAUGGAAGAAUACAAAACCUUUGAUCUAGAACUUACUAAUGUUAAAAAAAAUAGGUGACAGGGAACAGGUUAAGAAAACUAUGUAAAUGUAGGAAAGAUGGGAGGAAAUAAAGCCCUGUUCAGGAUCCCCCAUCCCCUCCAGAAUAAGAGCAUGUUCUGCAUGUAUUAAUCUUUUAUGCUGUUUAUGAAACAGGCAAGAUAUGUCUGUUUUUCCUUCUGGAACCACAAGGGUAACCAGCUUUUCAUCUACAGACAAGUGGUAGUCGUUUGUGUUUAUCAUGCAACUUACAAACACCAAGAUAUUAAUUGCUGUAACUUGAUGUCAAAUCACCUUACUGGGUAAUUUUUAAGACUAUGUACCCACACCAUACAUACAUACACAUAUAUACAUACAAACCUGUGCGCCAAGUGACAGCUAUUUUUUUAUAUACAUGGUAAUUCAUUAAAAUUGCCUUAAUAAUAUAUUAGAAUAUACAAAUAUGUGUGUAUAAAAUAAACAUACACACACACAUCCCCCUAUGUAGUUUCUGAAACACUGGCAAUGACCCACUCCCCUUGGAAAUGCAUGUAUGAACUACCCUAUGAAACAUAAGCUGCAGUAUAGAUAAAACACAGGUUUCCACUGAUAAAAAGACAUCUGAACAUCUUGAAUAUAGA